This is a messenger RNA of Acanthisitta chloris (rifleman), 1098 nucleotides long. Its product is annotated as muscleblind-like protein 1. Gene Ontology annotation, molecular function: metal ion binding. The record is from RefSeq and is a predicted model, not a curated record. The annotation marks the transcript as partial. Lineage: Eukaryota; Metazoa; Chordata; Aves; Passeriformes; Acanthisittidae. The transcript has 4 exons.
GGAUGGGCUGCUGAGCACGCGGGGCUAGUCCGGCCACGCUCCGUACCGCGCACCUCGCUGGCAGCCCUGGCCUUCUCCCGGGUCCCAGGAACGGUGUCACGCUCUGAACUCUGGUGACACAGCUCUUCCUUGAGAUUGCAGCCACCCAGUUUUACACGUACUUCUUUUAAAAUAGGGAGCGGGGAAAAAAAAACAGUGUUCUGGAGGUGGCACUUUGAUCAUUUCCAGUUUAUCAGCUCAGCGCCUUGUGCGCCUGUUUUUAUCGGAGAUUUUAACUACCUGUAAAAGCUAAAGAUGGCUGUGAGCGUCACGCCGAUCCGGGACACAAAAUGGCUCACGCUGGAAGUGUGUAGGGAGUUCCAGAGGGGGACUUGCUCACGGCCAGACACGGAAUGUAAAUUUGCACACCCAUCGAAAAGCUGCCAAGUCGAAAAUGGACGUGUAAUCGCCUGCUUUGACUCAUUGAAAGGUCGAUGCUCAAGGGAAAACUGCAAAUAUCUUCACCCACCACCACACUUAAAAACGCAGCUGGAGAUCAAUGGCCGCAAUAACCUGAUUCAGCAGAAGAACAUGGCCAUGCUGGCCCAGCAGAUGCAGCUCGCCAAUGCCAUGAUGCCCGGAGCCCCGCUGCAGCCCGUGCCAAUGUUCUCCGUCGCACCGAGCUUAGCCACCAAUGCGUCAGCCGCCUUCAACCCCUACCUGGGGCCUGUGUCCCCGGGCCUGGUCCCUGCGGAGAUCCUGCCCACAGCCCCGAUGCUGGUGACAGGGAACCCUGGUGUCCCAGUUCCUGCCGCUGCCGCCGCUGCUGCCCAGAAGCUGAUGAGGACAGACAGGCUGGAGGUGUGUCGAGAAUACCAGCGUGGGAACUGCAACAGGGGAGAGAACGACUGCCGGUUCGCUCACCCCGCCGACAGCGCGAUGAUCGACACCAACGACAACACGGUCACCGUCUGCAUGGAUUACAUCAAAGGGAGAUGCUCCCGGGAAAAGUGCAAAUAUUUUCACCCUCCUGCACACCUGCAAGCCAAGAUCAAGGCUGCCCAGUACCAGGUUAACCAAGCUGCAGCUGCCCAGGCAGCAGCGACUGCAGCUGCCAUG